Physella acuta is the source of this 2047-nucleotide messenger RNA. RefSeq lists its product as uncharacterized. Lineage: Eukaryota; Metazoa; Mollusca; Gastropoda; Physidae. The record is from RefSeq and is a predicted model, not a curated record.
AUUUUAAAAAUGUGUUAACUGCAAAAUGAAUCAUUUUUGAAUGACAGAAUCAACAACUACACGAGACCAAGUCAAAAUGUCCAGUCAAGAGGAAGACAUUUCUAACAUCAAACCACCACCUGUAAACGAAAGCCCUACAGAUUGGAAUCAUAACAAGUAUCCCACGGAAAGAUCUCAAGUGGAAUCUACAGAAUCUUCACCAGGUCAAGAAGAUGCUGUUACUGAUGAUGCUAGUAUUACGGUCACUGUUAGCAAACAGCCUAACAAUAAAUUAAACCUGAACAUUAGCAAUAAACCACUCUCUCCUACAGAUCUGACAGCGAAUAGGCCAAACUCUGGACCAACCCAGUAUGAAGCUGACGUAACUUAUGAUCCAGAAAUAGAACUACAAGAAUAUUCAGACAACUGCAGGAAAAAUCCCUGCCAUGACCAGUUUGUGCCUGUGAAAGAUUUCAGCAUUGACAAACUACCUGAGCAGUUUAGGAAAAAAUGUAUGGUAAAGUUUAUAAAAGCAAUGGCGUUUCUCACUGUAAGGAUAACUACCUUUAACGUAAGCUUACGUAGGCCAGAAACUCAUAAGGGGAGUCCAUACCCUGGUUAUAAAGACAGGGGAGAAAAUAAAAUGUGUGUUAGAUAUGGAACAGGACGAGUCCAUUCUAUCAUAAAACAGACAGAAGAAGGUGAUAAGAAAUGUCCAUGUGAAUCUUGUAAGAAUUCCAAGUCUCAUCAUAAAACAUGGGGUUUGAUAACAGUUUAUACAGCAGCUCAUGUUGUGUUUGAUACUGAUGAAGCCGAACAGGCAAUGUUCAGAUGGGGAUAUGACAGUGACGAGGUUAGAUCCUGGGUUGAUUUUUCUGGGCUGGGAGCAAAUUCUGACAUAGACGGAGACACAUCAAAGGUCACUUGCAUUACUCAUGAUGUGGAGUUGAUUGACAAGUUACUGAACAUGACACAUCGCUACAGAAUUUGUCGGGAGAAGGUGAUCAAAGAGUUGCAGGCAGGAAGUGAACUCGUGAAGCUGGUGGUGCUAGUGUCUCACCCUCACGGCUGUCCCAAACACAUUUCUAUUGGUGAGUGGACGGAGCAGAUGAGCGAAAUCAAACAAACGCAUACACAAGUAUGUCAGUUGGAAGUUGGUGAUUUAAACUAUGAUCUAGAAAAUGAUUAUAAUGAAGAUUGCGAUCACUAUGAUGAUUAUAAUCAAGAAGAUGUUGAUGGUUAUAAUUUUGAAGACUUUGAUGAUCGCGAUGAUGAUUAUUAUCAGGAAGACUUUGAUGAUCGCGAUGAUGUAUAUUAUCAGGAAGUCUUAUAUGAUUUAAAUGAUGAUCAAGGAAACAUAGAAGAUCCCAAUGAUGAUUAUGCUUAUCAAGACGUAGAUUAUCCUAAUAUUGAUUGUGUUCAAGCUGACUUAGAAGAUCCAAAUGAUGAUUAUAAUCAUGCUGACUUAGAAGAUCCUGAUGAUGAUUAUAAUCAUGCUGUCUUAGAAGAUCCCAAUUAUGAUAAUAAUCAAGCUGAUUUUGAAGAUCCUGAUGAUGAUUAUAAUCAAGCUGACUUAGAAGAUCCCAAUGAUAAUUAUAAUCAAGCUGACUUUGAAGAUCCUGAUGAGGAUUAUAAUCAAGCUGACUUAGAAGAUCCUGAUAAUGAUUAUAAUCAAGCUGACUUUGAAGAUCCUGAUGAGGAUUAUAAUCAUGAAGAAUUCGAUGAUCGCGAGGAUGAUGAUUAUGUUAAGUAUUACACUAUUGUAAAUUCUGAAACCCUAAUCAAAUACAAAUUUAAUGCAUGCACAUGUCCUGGCAGUAGUGGUGCCACUGUUUUCAUCAAUGGAUCUCAUGACUUGUCAUGUGACUUCCCUCACAGUGGAGGGAACACAGACAGUAACUACACCGGUUAUGCCUUUCCUAAAGAAUAACAUGAGGCGAAUUUGAUAAAUCCCAGCAUAAUAUUGACUAUCAACUUAUUUUUAAAAAAAAUAAGUUUAAACAAUAUGCACAACAAAAUUAAAAAAACCCACAAUAAAUAAGUUUAUAUUUUAUAUUAAUAGAGGACA